GCUGGUGCGAACUUCCAGCCCGUGCUUGUGAUAAAUAUGGUCGCUUUUGAUUGAAUUUCCACUACCAUUCCGACUAAUAAAUGGCGGUAUAUAACAAAAAUACGGGAAGUCUCCCGAAUGUCACGGGCCACCAUGCAAUGAACUGGAAAGAGCUAGCUGAGGCCGACGAUCUAGCCUCCGCCCUAACGGUUGAUGCAUUUACCUGGUUGCUUCCGCAGAAUGAAGGUUCGCAUCCCCGAACGUAUUAAAGCCAAGUUUCGAGAUGUGUUGCUUUCCUUUCAAAAGCAUAAAUGCUACGAGACCGCCUAUGACCAACUCACAUCGGAUUCGAAUAUUGUCAAACGGUCGUUGAAAUCCGAUCAUCGUUUCAGAGAACAUGUCUAUCGUUACUUGUUGCUACUUGACGACCGUUCAGGUGUGGAAAUCCGGCCAUGUUCGCGUUAUGCGUCGGAAGAUCACGUGGGUGCGGCAAUUUUUGCCAGCAGAGAUUGGCCCAAAGGUACCAGGAUCCACACUCUCGUUGGAUGCAUCGCUGAAAUGAAGCACUCAGAGGAGGCAUCUUUCCUCAAACAUCGCAAAAAUGACUUUUCUGUCAUGUAUUCUUCGCGGAAAAACUGUUCCCAAUUAUGGCUGGGUCCGGCAGCUUAUGUCAACCACGAUUGUCAACCCAAUUGUGAGUUUACUAUCAACUGUGAUGCGGAUGCUCGAAUGAGUCUGGAAGCCAAAAUCGACAUACGGAAAGGUGAAGAGAUUUUCAUCUACUAUGGCAAACAUUUCUUCGAUGUUAACAACAGCGCUUGUGAGUGCUUCACUUGUGAGCUACUGGGACGCGGGUACUUUAGCAAGUUUCUCCCAGCAAAUCUCCUCUCUCCGGUUGUGGGGUCUGGUCUCCAGUCCAGUUCCGCGAACCGUCUAAACGAUUCCCGUACACAGCACUACAUGAUUGAGGAGCGUGUUGGUUGUCAAAAUGACACGAAACUCUCGUUGCGUGCAGUGGAUCCGCCUAGCCCCCUUGGUGCUGACAAGGAGACUUUGGAAGACACCAAACAACAAGACCCGUCGUCGUGUACACAACCCUACACCGCUGGUUGUAUGCUGCGCAAAGGUAGUUCAACUGGCUUAGCCUGUCGAUCCCUGCCCACUGUCUAUUCGCUGCGACAUACCGGUCCUCGGUUGAAUCGUGUCAAAGCCCGUAUCCAGGCUGCUACGGAAAAACUAAUGAGCGCCAGCGAAUUCCAUGAGAAAUUAUUAAAUUCUGAUAAUCGGUUACCCAGGCCCCAUAAGAGCAAUUCCGCCACGACCUCCAUUUGUCCCGCACACACCAAGUCACCAAGGAAGUCGUUGAGAAGGAACCCACCUACCAGACGCAAUUCAACAACAACUUCGAGGCGAACCACACAGACACGGUCCGUACCAAACUCGCUACCUACCUUAGAUCCAACGUGCCUGUCUGGCUCCAUGAGUUUGACGGCUACUAUCAUGAAUGGAUCUGCCACGGCUCCAAAUAUAUUCGAUUCUGUGCUGCUUCCUGUAGACUUUUCGGGGGCACCCGAUUCGGACACAAUGAGUAGUGGCCUCGGACCUAGCUGCUGUAGUAGUUCACACAGUCCUCCUCACCUAGACCGCGCGUGUUCCACAGAGUCGACCAGUAUGCCGAGCCAACUGUCCACCGCAGUGAACACUCCGGACGUUCACAAUUCAUACUACCUCGGAGAUACACCAGAUACAAUCUCUUGUGCCACGCCGCUUCCACCGUUACAGUUGUCCCCCGAACACCCACCCGGGUUGCAGGCAGUCUCAAAUCACACAUCCAACACAUCUCCAGCAUACAGCGUCGAACCCAUUCUUGGACGUUUGUUUGACGAGGCAGCUUCUGUGGGUUCUACUCCUCCUAAACGGCAGUCCAAGCGCCUGACGAAUUACGAUGCGCGUUUGAUAGCGGAAACACAGGUGGUUCCACCAGGCAGUGUUCGUCGCCGCUCUCAACGUUUAUCCUUGAGUCUCGAGGAAAAUGUUGCGUCACAGCCUGCUACCAAACGUCGUCUAAUGAUGAAUACUUCGUCGGAAACCAGUUGGUUGUCUAGCGAGGAUAAUGUGCAAGAGUGCAGAAAUAGAUCUAACUCCAAGCUGACUGGACAACAGAUAGUUAUGGAAAGAUCUUUUAGCAACAACACUGGUUUUAAAUUUCAAAAGUUCCCACAUCAAGAUAAUGACGUGACUACUGCACUAAAAGUAUUGUGUUCAACACUAGAGUAUACAUCCCAAUGCAAUGACCUACUUCAAGAGCGUCCAGAAGAUUCUAUUGAUAUUGAGUCAGGACCACCUUCGAUUCAGAAGAUGAGCAGCUGCCCACCGAGUGUAGACUCUGCUGAGAGCAUAUCUCCACAAUCCCUCUCGAACGCGUCCUCCUCUACCACCCCUCUCCGUUUCGAUUCUACGGAAGUCGAGCCAUUCCCAGAUGUCGUGGACUACCUAGACGCAGAUCAUGACUACCUCAAACCAAUCAGUCCCCCUCGUCUUUCUUACCCUUCUGUUAGUCGUCCGUUAAACAGCACAUGUUGCCGCUCCCCUCCUGGUGUACGCUUGGAAUCCAGCACUCCACCUCCUCCUACCUUACACCCAGUAACUCCACCUACUUCCUUUGACCAUCGACAGACACAUCUGACCACGGUCUCCGUGCAAUCCCCUCUAUGUAAAGCGCGACCCCAGACAACGCUACUCCCAGCAGACGACAUGGCCCCUCAGCUGACUUCUUCUGCGCAACCACAGUGGACUCCAACGCGCUUUCCAAUCCCGCCACCGAACACCAUAUGGACCAGUCCAGUUACCAUUAUCAAUGAUCCCAAACUGACCUUGACCCGACGAAUCACUGUAACACUCAAACGCAUCGGCCCAAAACACUACCAAAUUUCUCAACCUCUGAGAAACAGUAGCAGCAGGCUUAACACCAGCACUGGUGGUGCGUUCACAGUCCUUCAAUGACUCAUUUGUAUGCACUAUACGUUGUACAUAGUAGAUUCGGUCGAUUGUCUUAUCUCUCUCUCUCUAUCCCGUGUAUGGCUAAUGCUUCUCAGAUUGGCGCGCACACUGUUUGAGUCAAUUUGUUUUGCACUCACCUUCCGCCCUAUAAUCAGACUCAGCGACCAAAUAGUACUUCGGAACAUAAUCUACCAGAGUGACUUUAGCUUCCCUUUCUCUGUGUCUCCUCGUUAUUUGUCGCUGUUGUUGUUUUUCUCUUCUUCGGCGGAUCCUCAUGCGUCUUGUUCGACCGUAUUUCAAUUGAAUAGCAUUUAUGAC
Opisthorchis viverrini is the source of this 3297-nucleotide messenger RNA. RefSeq lists its product as hypothetical. Lineage: Eukaryota; Metazoa; Platyhelminthes; Trematoda; Opisthorchiida; Opisthorchiidae. The transcript is spliced from 6 exons. Gene Ontology annotation, cellular component: nucleus. The coding region runs from base 193 to 2982 and encodes 929 amino acids. Gene Ontology annotation, molecular function: histone H4K20 methyltransferase activity; protein binding. The record is from RefSeq and is a predicted model, not a curated record.